Messenger RNA from Cercocebus atys (sooty mangabey), 2758 nucleotides. RefSeq lists its product as uncharacterized. Gene Ontology annotation, biological process: T cell receptor signaling pathway; regulation of cytokine production. The record is from RefSeq and is a predicted model, not a curated record. Gene Ontology annotation, cellular component: external side of plasma membrane. Lineage: Eukaryota; Metazoa; Chordata; Mammalia; Primates; Cercopithecidae. Gene Ontology annotation, molecular function: signaling receptor binding.
AUGAGCCAAUCAAAAAACUAUUUGUUCCAAAGAGCCACUCUGUUACUGUUUCUGAUGGUUAGAAGACAAUAUUUGCUUUCUCUUUUUCAUUUCUUCCGGAUGAAAGGCUAAGCCGUAAUAGAAAGAAUGGAGAACUAUUCAUUGACCAUCUUUAUUCUGUGGGCUCUGAUUCUCCCAUGGGAACACCAAGGGAUGGUUUUCCAUACUGGAACUCAAAGGUAAAGACAUUCAAGGACAGACAUUCUUGGCAGAGCAUAGAUGAAGAUGGCAAGUUCCCUGGCCUUCCUUCUGCUCAACUUUCAUGUCUCCCUCUUCUUGGUCCAGCUGCUCACUCCUUGCUCAGCUCAGUUUUCUGUGCUUGGACCCUCUGGGCCCAUCCUGGCCAUGGUGGGUGAAGAUGCUGAUCUGCCCUGUCACCUGUUCCCAACCAUGAGUGCAGAGACCAUGGAGCUGAGGUGGGUGAGUUCCAGCCUAAGGCAGGUGGUGAAUGUGUAUGCAGAUGGAAAGGAAGUGGAAGACAGGCAGAGUGCACCAUAUCAAGGGAGAACUUCGAUUCUACGGGAUGACAUCGCUGCAGGGAAGGCUGCUCUCCGAAUACACAACGUCACAGCCUCUGACAGUGGAAAGUACUUGUGUUAUUUCCAAGAUGGUGACUUCUAUGAAAAAGCCCUGGUGGAGCUGAAGGUUGCAGCACUGGGUUCUGAUCUUCACAUUGACGUGAAGGGUUAUGAGGAUGGAGGGAUCCAUCUGGAGUGCAGGUCCACUGGCUGGUAUCCCCAACCCCAAAUACAGUGGAGCAACGACAAGGGAGAGAACAUCCCGACUGUGGAAGCACCUGUGUUUGCAGAUGGAGUGGGCCUGUAUGCAGUAGCAGCAUCCGUGAUCCUGAGAGGCAGCUCUGGGGAGGGUGUUUCCUGUACCAUCAGAAGUUCCCUCCUCGGUCUGGAAAAGACAGCCAGCAUUUCCAUCGCAGAGAAGCUCCUGGAGGAACUCAGAUGGAGAAGUAUGCAGUACACGGUUUUGGGAGAGAGACCUUCAGCCUAUAAUGAAUGGAAAAAGGCCCUCUUCAAGCCAGAAGAGAUGCAGUCAGCACUGAGACACCACUGCCUUUUAGCUGAGCCCUGGUAUCUCUCCCCAGGACUGGACUCUGAGCCCCUCAUUGAAAUGAGGGGCCACGAGGACGGGGGCAUCUGGCUGGAGUGCAUAUCUGGAGGGUGGUACCUGAAGCCCCUCACGGUGUGGAGGGACCCCUACAGUGAGGUCGUGCCUGCCCUGAAGGAGAUCUCCACCCCUGACACAGAAGGGCUCUUCAUAGUCACCACAGCUGUGAUUACCAGAGACAAGUUGGUGAGGAACGUGUCCUGCUCUAUCAAUGAUACCCUGUUCGGCCAGAAGAAAGAAAGUGUCAUUUUUAUUCCAGGUAAUUUUCCAUGUUGGAACUCAAAGGUAAAGACAUUGAGGACAGGCCUUUUUGGCAGAGCACGGAUGAAAAUGGCAAGUUCCCUGGCCUUUCUUCUGCUCAACUUUCAUGGUUGCCUCCUCUUGGUCCAGCUGCUUACUCCUUGCUCAGCUCAGUUUGCUGUGCUUGGACCCCAUGGGCCCAUCCUGGCCAUGGUCGGUGAAGAUGCUGAUCUGCCCUGUCACCUGUUCCCGACCAUGAGUGCAGAGACCAUGGAGCUGAGGUGGGUGAGUUCCAACCUUAGGCAGGUGGUGAACGUGUAUGCAGAUGGAAAGGAAGUGGAAGACAGGCAGAGUGCACUGUAUCGUGGGAGAACUUCGAUUCUACGGGAUGACGUCACUGCAGGGAAGGCUGCUCUCCGAAUACACGUCACAGCCUCUGACAGUGGAAAGUACUUGUGCUAUUUCCAAGAUGGUGAUUUCUAUGAAAAAGCCCUGGUGGAGCUGAAGGUUGCAGCAUUGGGUUCUGAUCUUCACGUUGAAGUGAAGGGUUAUGAGGAUGGAGGGAUCCAUCUGGAGUGCAGGUCCACUGGCUGGUACCCACAACCCCAAAUAUAGUGGAGCAACACCAGGGGAGAGGACAUCCUGGUUGUGGAAGCACCUGUGGUUGCAGAUGGAGUGGGCCUGUAUGCAGUAGCAGCAUCCGUGAUCAUGAGAGGCAGAUCUGGGGAGGGUGUAUCCUGCAUCGUCAGAAAUUCCCUCCUCGGCCUGGAAAAGACAGCCAGCAUUUCCAUCACAGACCCCUUCUUCAGGAGCACCCAGCCCUGGAUCGCAGCCCUGGAAAAGACCCUGCCUAUCUCGCUGCUGCUUCUCGCAGGAGCCAGUUACUUCUUGUGGAGACAACAGAAGGAAAAAAUUGCCCUGUCCAGGGAGACAGAAAGAGAGCGAGAGAUGAAAGAAAUUGGAUAUGCUGCAACAAAGCAGGAAAUAAGCCUAAGAGAGAAGCUCCAGAAGGAACUCAAGUGGAGAAAAAUCCAGUACAUGGCUCGGGGAGAGAAGUCUUUGGCCUAUCAUGAAUGGAAAAUGGCCCUCUUCAAGCCUGGGCCUCCCAUUGGCCAAACCCAACAGCAAACUAGAGGACAAGGGAGCCCAGUGGCACUGUCCCUAGAUACAGAUUCCUGGGGCCCAGAAGAGGGUGGAGAAAGCUGAAGGUUGGAGAGUGAAUCACGGGCCCCCACAGAGCCCAGCACAGAGACUACCUUGCAGCUAUUAGAAUAUCAGGAGCUUUCUUCAUGCCCUGCUGUGGGCUCAGUAAAUAACAUGAUUCCCUUAUACUACGCUAGAGAUUCGUAUUUUUAUC